AUGAAAACCAAGUGUCUAGAAACCAAGUGUCUAGAAACCAAGUGUCUAGAAACCAAGUGUCUAGAAACCAAGUGUCUAGAAACUAAGUGUCUAGAAACUAAGUGUCUAGAAACUAAGUGUCUAGAAACCAAGUGUCUAGAAACUAAGUGUCUAGAAGCCAAGUGUCUAGAAACUAAGUGUCUAGAAACAAAAACCAAGUGUCUAGAAACUAAGUGUCUAGAAACCAAGUGUCUAGAAACCAAGUGUCUAGAAGCCAAGUGUCUAGAAACUAAGUGUCUAGAAACUAAGUGUCUAGAAACUAAGUGUCUAGAAACCAAGUGUCUAGAAACUAAGUGUCUAGAAGCCAAGUGUCUAGAAACUAAGUGUCUAGAAACUAAGUGUCUAGAAGCCAAGUGUCUAGAAACUAAGUGUCUAGAAACCAAGUGUCUAGAAACUAAGUGUCUAGAAGCCAAGUGUCUAGAAACUAAAUGUCUAGAAACUAAGUGUCUAGAAGCCAAGUGUCUAGAAACCAAGUGUCUAGAAGCCAAGUGUCUAGAAGCCAAGUGUCUAGAAGCCAAGUGUCUAGAAGCCAAGUGUCUAGAAGCCAAGUGUCUAAAAGCCAAGUGUCUAGAAGCCAAGUGUCUAGAAGCCAAGUGUCUAGAAGCCAAGUGUCUAGAAACUAAGUGUCUAGAAACUAAGUGUCUAGAAACAAAGUGUCGUCAUGGAAUACUCUUGGAGGCAUGA
This is a messenger RNA of Penaeus monodon (black tiger shrimp), 723 nucleotides long. RefSeq names its product keratin-associated protein 4-4-like. The record is from RefSeq and is a predicted model, not a curated record. The transcript has 3 exons. NCBI's taxonomy places the organism in Eukaryota, Metazoa, Arthropoda, Malacostraca, Decapoda, Penaeidae. The coding region runs from base 1 to 723 and encodes 240 amino acids.